This is a messenger RNA of Podarcis muralis (Common wall lizard), 996 nucleotides long. NCBI's taxonomy places the organism in Eukaryota, Metazoa, Chordata, Lepidosauria, Squamata, Lacertidae. The record is from RefSeq and is a predicted model, not a curated record.
AUGAGCAAUGAUGGCCUGGGAUCCUGGUCCACGUUGAAUGCUUCAUUGGAAGAUAUUGGAGCAGAAAAUGAAACUGACUUCCUAACCCCCCAGGAUGGUUUCAAGCACGAAUUAUCACCAUAUGAUAUAGCAGACAUUCUUAUCUCCAUCUCCAUUUUACUUAUUAGCAUUUUUGGAAUCAUUGGGAAUGGAACUGUCAUCUGGUUUCUUGGCUUUUGCAUGAAGAGGAAUCCUUUCACCACCUUCAUCCUGCAUCUGGCUGCUGCUGACCUUGGGGCUCUCAUAUGCUUAUUUACUUUUUCCAUUAUGAGAAUUUUGACUUUAUUUCAAUUCUUCACUUUUUAUAAUAACUUAUUUGCAGUAUUCGAGAAUUUUUUGUGGUUUAUGUACAACACUGGUCAAUAUCUGUUGACAGCCAUUAGCAUGGACAGGUGUUUUUCUGUUGUCUUCCCACUUUGGCAUCGGUGCCACCGACCACCACACUUUUCCACCCUUGUGUGUGCCACAAUAUGGAUCAUUUCUUUCCUGCUCACUGUAAUCAGCAUGAUUCUUUUUAUUUUUAACAUUCUACCGCAUACCAUUUUCUACCACCUUCUAAUGAAUGCUAUACUUUGCCUCCCACUCAUGACUGUUUCCACUCUGGUCCUGUUUAUAAAACUUUACUUUAGAUCACAACAAAGGAAGAAGGGAAAAGCUUUAACAGCCAUCCUUCUUGCCCUCCUCUUCUUCCUCUUCUUAGCUUUCCCAUUAACUUGCAUUGUAUUAAUCUGUUUUUUCACUCCAUUUAUAUCCUAUAAUGUCGAAUCUUUUGCAAUAUCUGUUGGGUUAUUAUGCAGCUGCCUGAAUAGCAGUAUUAACCCACUGAUUUAUUUCCUGAUUGGGAGAAACAAGAGGGCUCGAUCCAGGGAGAGCAUGAAGGUCAUACUCCAGAGACUUUUCAAAGAGGAGGAAAACUGCAGAGAGGAACAAGAAGUACCAGUUCAAACCCAGAUGUGA